Molecule: messenger RNA, 1635 nt
Organism: Talaromyces rugulosus
Lineage: Eukaryota; Fungi; Ascomycota; Eurotiomycetes; Eurotiales; Trichocomaceae
Exons: 4
Coding region: 1-1635 (544 amino acids)
Biological process (GO): carbohydrate transport; transmembrane transport
Cellular component (GO): membrane
Molecular function (GO): carbohydrate:proton symporter activity
Source: RefSeq, a predicted model, not a curated record
AUGGCAGCGAACGAGAACGAGAAAUCCGGGGAAGGCCAGUGUCCCUCCGGCACUCAGCAAGUGGAGAGCGUAGCCAUCCAGACUGUGGUUGGUAGUGAAAGCUACAAUGAAGCAGCGAUACUGGAACCCCCUCAGCUUACACACCCAACCAACUUGUUACUCAUUCUCUGUUUGAUGGUAGGAUUUUGCUGCCAGACCAUGAAUGGAUUUGAUGGUGCGCUUUUCAAUGGUCUUCUUGCAAACGAUAUCUUCCUAGACUACUUCCAUGGCUCCGAUUCGGGAAUCUGGGCUGGCCUGGUAUCUGCCAUGUACCAGAUUGGAGGCGUUUGUGCUCUUCCGUUCGUUGGGCCCGCCAUUGACACAUGGGGUCGCCGUGUUGGCAUGUUUUUGGGAAGCUUCUUGAUUGUUGUGGGCACCAUCGUGUGCGGCCUCACGAUCUUUAACCCAACUGCUGGUCAAUUCAUGGGUGGCCGUUUCGUACUUGGCUUCGGUGUAUCCAUAGCCUCCGCCGCAGGUCCUAUUUAUGUCGCCGAGACUAUUCACCCUUCUUUUCGCGGAAUGGUCACAGGUUACUGCAAUUCAUUUUGGUUUAUUGGCUCGAUUCUUGCCUCUAGUUCUGUGCGCGGCGGCAUCUCUCUUACUACCAAUGAGUCCUGGCAGAUCCCCGUCUGGCUCCAGAUGGUCUUCUCCGGUGGUAUCAUGUGUACAUGCUGGAUGAUCCCCGAAUCGCCUCGAUGGCUCUAUGUUAAUGGGAAGCAAGAGAAGGCGGCCUCCGUUUUGACAAAAUGGCAUGGUCUAGGGAAUCCCGAAUCAGUAUGGGCCAAGCUACAGGUCUCCGAGUAUGAAGCUCAUUUAAAUAUGUCUGGAUCGGACAAGAAAUUUUGGGACUACAGUACUCUUUUCAAUAGCCGAGCCAACUUUUAUCGUCUUGCAUGCAACUGCGUCUUCGCUAUUUUCGCACAGUGGGCCGGAAAUGGCGUCUUGACAUAUUUCUUAGUUCCGGCCCUCAAGGGUGCUGGCUUUACUUCCUCUGUAACUCAAGCCAACAUCAACUUGGGCUAUUCCUGCUUCCAAUUCUUCUGGUCUCUCAUCGGUGCUGGGUGUGUUGACAAAAUUGGUCGACGUCCGAUGAUGCUUUAUGGAAUGGCCAGCUGCUCUCUUGUUUGGAUCGGAGUCCUUACAGCCUCAAGCCAAGUUACCGAUUCACAAGGCAAUAUCAACUCGGCCGCUUCUAAUGCUACACUUGCCUUCAUUUUCAUAUUUGGCGGUGUUUUUUCUUUCAGCCUGACGCCACUUCAAGCCUUGUACCCUGUCGAAAUUCUGUCCUACGAAAUGCGUGCGAAGGGUAUGGCAUUUUCCUCCCUAGCUGUUAACGCUUCCGGCUUGCUUAAUCAGUUCGCAUGGCCGAUCGCCUUGGCCAAGAUUGGUUGGAAAACUUACAUCAUUUUUGUUGUUUGGGAUGCAAUCCAAACCGUCAUUAUGUAUUUUUUGCUCCCGGAGACCAAAAACCGAACACUCGAGGAACUUGAUGUUAUUUUCGAGGCCCGUAACCCGGUUAAGGAGUCGACGAAACCCACCAGAAUUGCAGUCGAUAUGGACAACAACGUAGUGGGAUUAAAGGGUGACGACGCAUAA